Messenger RNA from Lachancea thermotolerans CBS 6340, 1746 nucleotides. RefSeq names its product Pcf11p (gene PCF11). Gene Ontology annotation, cellular component: cytoplasm; mRNA cleavage factor complex. The coding region runs from base 1 to 1746 and encodes 581 amino acids. Gene Ontology annotation, biological process: termination of RNA polymerase II transcription. Lineage: Eukaryota; Fungi; Ascomycota; Saccharomycetes; Saccharomycetales; Saccharomycetaceae. The record is from RefSeq and is a predicted model, not a curated record. Gene Ontology annotation, molecular function: mRNA binding; RNA polymerase II complex binding. The transcript has a single exon.
AUGGAGUGCGACAAGAUAGCCAAGGACUUCGCCAGCAUCCUGGACGAGCUGACGUGCAACUCCAAGCCCAUCAUCAGCACGCUCACCAAGAUGGCCGAGGAGAACAUCGGAUGCGCGCAGCAGAUGGUCGACGCGAUCGAGCGGCGCAUCGAGCGCUGCGUGCCCAACCAGAAGCUGUACGCGUUCUACGUGCUCGACUCCAUCUGUAAGAACGCGGGCUCGCCCUACACCAUCUACUUCUCGCGCAACCUCGCCCAGCUGUACAAGCGCACGUAUCUCAUCGUCGACAACCAGACGCGCUCGGACCUCAUCAAGAUGUUCAAGACGUGGCUGAUGCCCAGCAGUAGCUCCAUGGGCGACCACCUGUUCGGCAAGGAGGCGCUGGACGCCAUUGAGCGCUUUCUGGUCAAGGCCAGCGCGCUCCAUCAGAAACACGUCGCCGCGCCGACCGUGCCCGGACUGCUGCGCGAGAUCGACAAGCUCAGCCUGCUGACCCGCGAGCGCGCCGCCCAGAAUCCGCAUGACGCCAAGCUCAAGACAAAGGUCGUCGUGCUGCAGCAGCUCAAGCAGGAGCUGCAGCGCGAGAAGAUGCCGCCGCAGGCGCUCCAGCAGGUCCAGAUGCAACUCCGCCAGAUCUUCGCCCAGGAACAGCAAGUUUUGCAACAACAGCACCAACAACAGCAACUGCAGCACCAGCACCAACAGCAGCGCCUACCCAGGAAGGCCCUAAGCACGCCCCCGCCGCAGGCGCCGGGCGCUACGCCCGCCCCCAGGGAAUCUGAGCCCGUGUCCCUCUUCGGCACCCCGUCGCUAUCGUCCUCGUUCUUCCCAAACGCCUCCAACAUCCAACCGCCGACCUCCGAGCCCUCCCAAAAGGCUUCCAAGGUCCAAGCUCUUUACGACACGCUGCGCGCCGAGGGCCUGGUCAAGCCUGUUCCACAGCAGUCCGUUGUUACCUUAGACCGCAUCCUCUCCCAAAACCACAAGGAGAGCGCACAAACCACCUUGCCACCUCUGAAUCUCCUGAAGGACAUUCUGGGGGACGUGCAGUCCCAUUUUUCCACCGUGGGCGUCGACAUCCUCAACACCCCAAACCUGCAACUGUGUCAGCAAACCGUCAUCCAGGACAAUCCCACCGUAAUGCAGCUCAGACACCUGCUUUACCGCUACAAGCCUAAUAAGUGCAGCACCUGUGGCAAGAGGUUCGGCUCGUCCGAGGAAGAAAAAAAGCAGGAGCGAGACCAUCUGGAUUGGCACUUCAGAAUCAACAAGAGGAUCAAGGGCACGGCAGGCGCAAACGGCGCCACUGCCAAAAACAUACAGUCCAGAAACUGGUACCUGGACGAUACUCAAUGGCAGCGCUUCAACGACGAGGAGAUUGUUUCGACUACGAGAUCAGAGACCGACUCCGUCACGUUGGCAAACCUGGAUGCCAGCACUGCUUCCUCGUCCUUCAGCACCUCGAAGUUCGAUGCAAAAUCUGCCCCGGAGAAGACAGAGGCAGAUCUCGCAAAGAAAUAUGUCACUGUGCCGGAAACGCACGAGGACAUGUCCUUUCAGUGCCCGAUUUGCAGAGAAGUCCAAUCUGCUGUUUACAACGACGAUAUUGGGGAGUGGAUCUGGCCCAACUGCAUCCAAUCCCAGGGGAAGUACUUCCACUCUACGUGCUUCCAUGAAGCUGUGGAAGAGACUCCGCAACAAGCUCUUAAUCAGGGCUUGGAACGCUUGAAAGGCUUGGCUGGAUAA